Eurypyga helias (sunbittern) is the source of this 1625-nucleotide messenger RNA. It is a transcript of the gene KIFBP, whose product is annotated as KIAA1279 ortholog. Gene Ontology annotation, molecular function: protein binding. The transcript is spliced from 7 exons. The annotation marks the transcript as partial. The record is from RefSeq and is a predicted model, not a curated record. Lineage: Eukaryota; Metazoa; Chordata; Aves; Eurypygiformes; Eurypygidae.
GUCAACCACACCGACACCGAGGAGCUGUCGGCCGGCGAGGAGCACCUGCAGCGCUGCACGCAGCUCCUCCAGCCCCACCGCCUCUCCCCGGACUGCGUCUCCCUCUACAUACAGGCCCAGAACAAUCUAGGUAUCCUGUGGUCUGAAAGGGAUGAAAUUAAAACUGCCCAGACCUACUUGGAAUCUGCAGAAGCCUUGUAUAAUCAAUACAUGAAAGAGGAUGGAAAUCCUCCCCUGGAUCCCAGUGAACAUUUCAUGGCAGAGGAAGAAAAACUCACAGACCAAGAAAGAUCCAAAAGAUUUGAAAAAGCCUACACGCACACUCUGUAUUACCUGGCACAAGUCUACCAGCACCUGGAGAUGAUCGAGAAGGCUGCGCAGUAUUGCCACACUACUCUGAAACGGCAGCUUGAGUACUGCGGCUACUACCCGGUAGAGUGGGCGCUCAAUGCUGCCACUUUGUCGCAGUACUAUCUCUCUAAGCAAUGCUUUAUGGAGUCCCGGCACUGUUUGGCAGCAGCCAGUGUCAUCUUCAGCCAAGCUGGACAGGUGCCAUCUGCUGAAGACAGUGAAGCAGAGCAAGACCAACAGGACCUUCAGCAGAGAAAAGCCAAAAUUGCAAGAUGCUGGAUUAAGUAUUGCCUGAAUCUCCUGCAAGGCGCUCGGAAAUUACUUGAGGAUAACAUAGGAGAGCUGGAUCCAGACAGGCAGCUGGAACUUAAAGCCCAAAGGCAAAAAGAGGAGGAUGAAAAAGAGAAGGGCAGGAAAAAAGCCGUCCUUUUUGGGACGAGUGAUAUCUGUGACUCUGUCUUAGCCAUAGAAGAGAAAGUGAGCAGCGUAUAUCCUUUAGAUUUUCAAGAAGCCAGAGAAGUCUUCCUCGUUGGCCAGAACUAUGUUCAGGAAGCAAAAGAGUUCUUUCAGGUUGACGGUUACGUCACUGACCAUAUUGAGAUUGUUCAGGAUCACAGCGCAUUGUUUAAGGUACUCGCUUUCUUUGAAGAAGACUACGAGAGGCGCUGCAAAAUGCACAAGCGUAGAAUAGACAUGCUGGAGCCUAUCUACGCAGACUUGAAUCCCCAGUACUAUCUCUUGAUCAGUAGGCAGCUGCAGUUUGAGCUGGCUGACACCUAUUACGAGAUGAUGGAUUUGAAGGUGGCUAUCGGGAACAGGCUAGAGGAGCUAGACACGCACACCAUUAAAAAAAUCAAUUCUCUGGCGCAGUUAGCGAUCAAAUACUAUGAACUCUUCUUGGAUUCGUUGAGGAACCCAGAUAAGGUGUUUCCUGAAAAGCUCGAGGAGGAUGUUCUUCGCCCUGCAAUGGUGGCUAAAUUCCAUAUUGCGCGACUGUACGGUAAGCUUAUUACUACGGAUAGCAAAAAGCAACUGGAAAAUAUACAGACGUCGUUGGAAUAUUACACAUUUCUGGUAGACUAUUGUGAGAAGUACCCAGAUGCUGCCCGUGCCGUCGAAACCGAACUGGAACUCAGCAGGGAGAUGGUGGGUCUUCUCCCAACGAGAAUGGAGAGGCUAAGAGCAAAGCUGUGCCCGUUCAUAUAAGCGCUCGCCUUGAAGGGGAUGUGCGCUGCUGAAACGAUAUCCGUCAAAACCCGUGCUGUCGGACACCU